Messenger RNA from Carassius auratus (goldfish), 1309 nucleotides. Its product is annotated as mitochondrial pyruvate carrier 2-like. Lineage: Eukaryota; Metazoa; Chordata; Actinopteri; Cypriniformes; Cyprinidae. The coding region runs from base 537 to 971 and encodes 144 amino acids. Gene Ontology annotation, biological process: pyruvate import into mitochondria. The record is from RefSeq and is a predicted model, not a curated record. The transcript is spliced from 5 exons. Gene Ontology annotation, cellular component: mitochondrial inner membrane.
AAUCAAGUAUGGCCAAUAUUUCUAAAUAUGGCUAACUAAGAGAGAGAGGGGGGGGAUUUCAUACCAUUUCUUAAUAGUUUAUUUAAAGACUUGAACCAAAGAAAAGCAGUUUGUCCAAAUGUAUUUUAUCCUCACCCUGUUUGUUACCUACAAAACAAACUGUUAUUUUCUGCAGGCGUCGUUUGGGCCGAUAGUGACAUCUGCUGGACGGAAACCGUUAGUAUGAUGAGAGCAUGCACUUUAAUAUUCCAAAAGGGCAAGUGUUAGCUUUUAAUAGAUCAUAUGACCACAUUUUCCCUAGAGAACCAACGAGUCUAUUUUAGAAUAGAUGUAGGUUGAGAAAUUGCUCAUUUAUUCAUUCAUUUCUCAAGAUCAGUCUAUCUCCUUGUUUGUGUUUCUGUAGGCUCGCUGUCAACCGCUGUGUGUUUUUGGUUAUGAUGAUGAUGAUGAGAUUGUGAUAGGUCAUCUCGGAGGGUGGAGAGAAGGUGCUCGCCGAAUAACCUCUCAUCGACCUCGUGCUUUGGUCACUGCAGUCAAUGAACAUGAGUAGCAGCAGACUUUAUUUACGAUUGCAAUCAUGUCGUUUUUACUCCGGUGGUAUGAGAGCGACAUAUCACCGAACCUUGGACAGGAUCGAGUUAAUGCUGCCGCCUAAAUUAAGACCUCUCUACAAUCAUCCUGCUGGACCAAAGACGGUUUUCUUCUGGGCACCAGUUUUUAAAUGGGGUUUAGUAGUGGCUGGAUUCUCUGAUAUGACCCGGCCACCAGAAAAGCUCAGUGUCUCUCAGUCCUGCGUCAUUACAGCCACAGGAAUAAUUUGGUCAAGGUACUGCUUGGUGAUCAUCCCCAAAAACUGGGCUCUGUUUGCUGUUAACUUCUUUUUGGGCAUGUGUGGAAGCAUCCAGCUUAUAAGAAUAUGGAGGUACAACCAACAGCUCAAGCAGAAAGGAGUGGAAGUGGCACAGUCUUGAAGUGCUACUUAUUUUGGGAUGCUUUUACUUGAAGUGCAGUGCUGAUAAAGUUUUGCUUUGUUACUGUCAAAUCAAUGAAUCUGCAUUUUGCAGACAUCAGUCAUGUUGUAUAGAUCAAACAAAUAUGAUCUGUCUGUAUAAAAUAGGGAUUUGUUUUUUAACUUAACAUAAUCAUUUCAAUUUAUCAUUAAAUUGUAAUACAUUACGAUUGUAACUCAUAUGUCCUUGAUUGUAUAUUGUAAUGUGUUCUUAUUCUGAUCCAUCGUUAUUUCUAUAGAUUUCUUAGUUUUAAGGGGGUCAUAUUAUAACAGUAGCAAUAAUAAAAAUUUAUUUGGGGU